UUCCAGACCAGCAGCUUGUUUGAAUCAUGCUUCCUUAUAACCAGAGACGUGCUGUAAAGUUCUGCUGCAGAGCUCUGCAGGAUGGAUUUCUGGGUGACAGUCCUGUGUGCCCUCCUAGUAGCCAUACUAGGGGGGCUCUACCUGCUGGGGGCAUUCCGCAAGAGGCAACCUGGUGAGCCCCCCCUGGAUAAAGGUCUCAUUCCCUGGAUAGGGCAUGGCUUGACCUUCCGAAACAACACUCUAGAUUUCCUCCAAAGGAUGCAAAAGAAACACGGGGAUAUUUUCACGGCAUUGAUCGGCGGGCACUAUUUCACUUUUCUGAUGGACCCGUUGUCUGUUGGAGCAGUAGUGAAGGAAUCAAGAGCCAAGCUGGAUUUUAUCUCAUUUGCCUCUGAACUUGUGUCUAACGUGUUUGCCUUUCGGCCUUCCGAAAUGACCCACAAGGUAAUAGAGACGGCCAGUGCUAAGCACCUGAAGGGGACCGGGUUGGAGGUGAUGACCCAAGCCAUGAUGGAGAGUUUACAGAAGGUGAUGCUUCAUACCCUGGGCUCUGGAGAAGGGCAGAAGCCCUGGCAGCAAGAUGGCUUAUUCCACUACUGCUAUAACACCCUCUUCAGAGCAGGGUACUUUGCUUUGUAUGGAAAUGAGCCCAGUAACGACAAAAAGGAGAAAGAAAAAGCCAUGAAGCAGGACCUAAAGCACUCUGAAGAGAUCUUUGUGGAAUUUCGCAAAUACGACCAGUUGUUCCCACGCUUAUCCUAUUCUAUGUUGUCUUACGGAGAGAAGAAAGAAGUUGAGAAUCUGUGGAAAUACUUCUGGAACAUCAUCUCGGUGAAGAAUGUCUACAAGAAAGACAACAUCAGUGGCUGGAUACAUGACCAGCAGCAGCAGCUCGAUGAGGCCGGGAUGCCUGAAUACAUGAGAGAUCGGUUUAUGUUUUUGCUUCUCUGGGCAGCUCAAGGUAACACUGGUCCAGCUUCCUUCUGGCUCCUCGCAUACCUUAUGAAAAAUCCCAAGGCCUUGGAGGAGGUGAGGAAAGAAGUGGCCAUGGUAGUGAGGGACUCUGGUCAGGAAUUGGAGCCAGGCAGUGAAAUGCUUACUGUCACCAGGGAGAUGUUAACUCAGACCCCAGUGCUGGACAGUGCCGUGAAAGAAGCUCUGAGGAUGGGAGCAGCUCCCAUGCUCAUUCGGGCUGUGCUGCAAGACAUGGACCUCAAGAUGCAUGAUGGAAGGGUCUAUAAUUUGCGCAAAGGGGACAAAAUUGCUGUUUUUCCUUAUCUGGCAGCACAUAUGGAUCCGGAGAUCCACCCUGAGCCCCAUCUUUUCAAAUAUGACCGCUUCCUCGACCUGGAUGGCAACAAAAAAGAAUUCUAUAAGAAUGGAGAAAAGGUGAAAUAUUUCACCCUGCCUUGGGGGGCAGGGACCUCCAUGUGCCCCGGACGUUUCUUUGCCACCAAUGAGAUAAAGCUCUUUGCUUUCCUGAUGCUCUCCUAUUUUGAUAUGGAGCUGGUCAACAAAGAGGAGGAAGUCCCUCCCAUAGACAAAAGGCGUUAUGGGUUUGGCGUGAUGCAACCCACACACGAUAUCCAGUUCAGGUAUCGGUUACGCUGUUGAGGAGGCAAACCUGGACUCAGAGCCCUGCCAGCUGUUGGGUCUGGAUUUCUUUGUGGGGAAGCUAACUUGAGAAAUCAAUUGUGUAUUUGUGCAUGCAGAAGAGAACAUGUGGAACAAAGUGGUCAUAGUACAGUAAACUGGACAAGAUUGUACAGUAAGUUGGCCAAACAUCAGCCAAAAUUACUAACAUCCCACCUGUCAUUAUUGUAUUGUCCAGUUUUAUUUUACUACUGCUAUGAACUGAAGUACCAGCUGGAGGGCUGCUCUUCUCCUCUUCCUCCUCCUCCUUUCCCUCCUUCUUUUUGCAUUUAGACUUUUCUUCAACCUUUGUAGUACAGAGUGCAUUUGUUUAGGGUUCAGUAAGCCAUGCCCUUCUGCACAGUAUUAUAUUUCACUGCUGCUCAUGCUUAGAUUGCAUCUUUACAGCAGAACUAAUACAGUUUGAACCUGCUUUAACUACCAUGGCUCCAUGCUAUGGAAUUCUGGGAUUUGUAGUUUUGUGAGGGCUGAAAACUCUUUGCCAGAGAGUUCUUAUGAUGUAGUUCAGGACUAUGCAUCAGGGACUCCAGAGCCCCUCACCAAACUACACAUCCUGCAAUUCGAUAGGAUGCUGCCAUGGCAGGUAAAGUGGCAUCAAAGUAUUAUAAUUGUGCAGUGUGGAUUUACCCUAAGUCUCCCAACCCAACCCAGUUGAAAACCCCACUCCUGACAUGCAGUAUGGGUAUAACAAACUGGCUUAUUUUAUAUUAUAGUUGUAAUGAUUACUCAGGCAAUAUAUAUGGAGGUGUUGGAGCUCUUUAAGUGCAUGCCAUAAAUACUAAUCAUCAUCAUAGUUAUGUUUACUAUGACUUGCAUUCCAAAGGGAGAAGUGGAAAUAUGUCGUAAUUCCUGUAACAAAACUAGGAGGACUUCAGCUGCUUCACUUUGGCUGUCUGCCCUACAUUUUUACAAGAGUUCCAACACUAGCAUUUCCAAAGCGCUCCAAAGGUUGUGCUUUCCUCCCGUACUCCGCCCUGAAAGCUGACAUCUCUGUUCGCAUUUGUUGGUGCUGAGCCAGGGUCAGGGCUGAUAGGAAAGAAUCUGGUGGGGUGACAAGGCCUGGAAAGGCCAUAAAUGACAAACAGAUUUCCAGCAUUAUCAGUUGGCAGCAACAUGGGUUGCCUUGGCCUUGAAUGCCAAACACGUCAGAAAUGUUGCUCUUGCCCACUGCAGAACUUUAACACACUCCUCUUGAUGGACAGACAUGAGAAUUGCACUGAACACACAGAGGAUUUAAGGAUUUCUUUCUCCUAAUCUGUUUAGUAUGGCCAUCCCUCCACAUUUGUGGCUUUGACCUUUGCAGAUUUGAUUAUUGGUGGAUCUGAUUAUUAUGUUCUCUCUAGGAAUCUCUAGGUCCUCCAGUGCAAUUCUGCUGGACAUUGACCAUAG
This is a messenger RNA of Sceloporus undulatus (fence lizard), 3042 nucleotides long. Its product is annotated as 7-alpha-hydroxycholest-4-en-3-one 12-alpha-hydroxylase. NCBI's taxonomy places the organism in Eukaryota, Metazoa, Chordata, Lepidosauria, Squamata, Phrynosomatidae. Gene Ontology annotation, molecular function: heme binding; iron ion binding; sterol 12-alpha-hydroxylase activity. The record is from RefSeq and is a predicted model, not a curated record.